Messenger RNA from Pelagomonas calceolata, 892 nucleotides. The record is from the annotation of a GenBank genome assembly. Lineage: Eukaryota; Pelagophyceae; Pelagomonadales; Pelagomonadaceae.
CGAGACGCUAGCAAGCAGCUUUGGUCGCAGCGCCAGAGUGCUGCCAAACAAAGGCCCAGCGCUGCUCCGGACAUCCAAAGUAUUCGACCCAUACCGCCACAAGACCGCACGCCACGGAAACGCCGAGCCAGAGCCCCUCCCCCAGCCCUGCAGCAAAAUGCCACCGGCCAAGGUGCUCUGCCUCACGACGGGCGGGUCAUUGGACAAGACCUAUGAUGGCGUCUCCUCCUCAUUCAUAGUAGGAGCGCCGACGGCGAAGCGCUGCUUGAGAAAUGUGCAGUGUGCCCACAACGUCGAGUACGCCGAGGUCUGUCGCAAGGACUCUUUAGAGUUAACAAAAGGUGAUCGGGAAGUCCUCGACGCCGCCGUGAGGGCCGCGCCCCAACAAUACAUCGUCAUCACGCACGGCACGGACACGCUGAACGUGACGGCGAAGGCCUUGCAGCGCACCGCGAUAGCGACGGGCAAGACGGUAGUCUUAACGGGCGCGAUGAAGCCGUAUGCCUUCAUGGAGAGCGACGGCCCGUUCAAUCUAGGUGCCGCGUUUACCGUGGUCACGUUAUUACCGCCGGGUUGCCACGUCGUCUUUCACGGGAAAGUGUUCAGUGAUCCGGAGUUGAUAGUCAAAGAUGUCAAAAAUGAUCGCCUCGUCGAGAAGGUCGCGAAAUCAAUCCCAGACGUGCCCGAGGGCAUCUGCGCGUAUUUUGCGGCGGGAAAACGGUGCAAGUUCGGGGCGAAGUGCCGCGACCGGCACUGCGCGGCGGACGCUGAUGAUAGGCCGCCGACGCCGCCGACGCCUUCUACGCCUUCUAUGCCGUCGAAGGGCCGCGGGCGGGGGCGCGGGCGCGGACGGGGUCGCGGGGGGCGCGGGCGGGCCCGGGGACAGGCAUGA